Molecule: messenger RNA, 180 nt
Organism: Racocetra persica
Lineage: Eukaryota; Fungi; Glomeromycota; Glomeromycetes; Diversisporales; Gigasporaceae
Source: the annotation of a GenBank genome assembly
AAAGAAAUUGUCAAAAACUUCAUCAAACUUGCUUUGGAUAAAAAAGAAUUUCAGGAAAUUAUUGAUUUACACAAAUUUGUGGUGGAAUUUCAAGACAUGUUGCGACCCUCUACCCCAGCACCACCCAUCCCCAAGAAUUCUCCCUUCCUUUAUCCCGCUACUCCGAAAAUGGAUUUAUAA